Messenger RNA from Besnoitia besnoiti, 1986 nucleotides. RefSeq names its product thioredoxin domain-containing protein. The record is from RefSeq and is a predicted model, not a curated record. The transcript has 12 exons. The coding region runs from base 1 to 1986 and encodes 661 amino acids. Lineage: Eukaryota; Apicomplexa; Conoidasida; Eucoccidiorida; Sarcocystidae.
AUGACUUUUCACGGUUUCGCUCGGUCCACAGACGGCCCAGCCGGAGGUGGCGUCUGCCGCCAGGCUGUAGACCUAGCAGCUACUUCCCGCUGGCCUCUCUCGGGCACCCGCUGUGCCUCUUUUUCCAGGGGAUCUCACUUCGGUCCUUCACCGAAAAAUGCUUCGGUAACUCUUCCCUCGCUUCUGCUUUCGUCUGCCAACGCCUUCAGCCGCUCGCUUAUUCGCAUGGGCGCCCUUCUUGUCACGCUCGCAGUCCUCGCCAGUGGCGGAGGCUCUCUCGUCCACACUUCGCGAGACGCCCCAGAGCGACACCCCUCUUCUAUUUCUUCGUUUUUCUCCUCGUUUCCUUCUGUCCUCUCCGCUGAAGCACGAGCUUCUCCGGGGAAAUCUCGGGACUUUUAUCGGAUUCUCGGAGUAAAGAGGAACGCCACCACGAGAGAAAUUGACAAGGCGUAUCGCAAGCUUGCAAAACAAUACCAUCCGGAUGUCAAUGCAGGAAAUGAAGAAAGAUUCCUCGACAUCGCGAGGGCACACGAGGUGCUUAGCAACGAAGAGGAGAGGAAGAAAUACGACAUGUUUGGCGAGGCAGGCCUCGGAGAGGGUGGCGGCGCUCCCCAGGGUGGCCAAGGCAUGCCGUUCGACUUCGCAGAUAUGUUCGGAGGGAUGUUUGGUGGCGGCAGCGGCGGCCCGAACAUCAAGUUCACUUUUGGCGGCGGGGACGGAGGCUUUGGCAACGUCUUCCCUGGAGGAGGAGGUCAGGGCGGUGCUCGAUUCCAGGAGAGCCCGCAGGACAACGCGAGUCUGUACGAAGCCGAGGACGACGAAGUCGCCGAGCUGGGUCCGCAGGCUGUCCAGCGCGCCGUCGAGGGCCGCGAUUUUGUUUACUUCCUCGCGCUGUACAACCCCCGCUGCCGCCCCUGCAGGCAGCUGAAGGACGAGUUCGUCAAGGCGGCCAAGCGGAUGAAGGACAUUGUUCCGUUCGGUGCGGUGAACUGCAGCCGCUUCAGCAAUCUCUCUUACUGCCGCGACGCGGAUCACUACCCGACUCUGUUGUUCUUCUUGCCCGACAAGAGCUCGCGCCCGAUUGACUACCGCGGAGAGAGAACCUCGGCGGCAAUGGUGCGGUUCCUCUCAGAGAAUCUCCCCUCGACCGUCGUGGUGCUGACCGACGGGUCCCUCGAGAGCUGGCUCACGAAAGACCCUCAAAUGCCUAAAAUUGUUCUGUUCACCGACAAGAAAGGCAUUCCUCCGCUCUUCAAGUUCCUCUCGUACCAGAUGCGCAGCCAAGUCGCCCUGGGCGUCCUCUUCAAGAACCAGACGAACUUGCUUGCGGCCUUCCGCGCCGGCUUGACCUACCAGAAGACGCACCGAUCCCCCGCGGCUGGCGGCAAACCGCUGCCGAAUGAAAUCGUUUUUCCCUCGCUUCUCGCGAUCGACGACGUAGACCGACUCACCGGAGAGUGGAUCGACGUGAAACACCACGUGAAUCAGGAACUCCUCGUGCUCACGCUCUCCAGAGUUGCAGCCAAAGCUCGCACGGCCUCGGGCGUUGCGUUCCGCGAGUUGACGGCGCGGCGUAUGGCCUCUGGCGAGUGCGGGAAGGAUGAUUCGCAGUUUUGUUUCAUCCUCCUCGUGUCUGACCGCCUCGCGUCGGAAGAGGCGCCAAAGGAUCUUUUCGCGAACCUCUCAGAACUCUCUGAAAAAUUCAGACGCGACCCCCUUAAGAUUUCGUGGGUCAACAAAGACCGACAGGUUCAGUUUGCGAGUGCCUUCGACUUGCCUGCGGGACAAGAGGUUGUGUUUCUUGCCUACCGCCCCAAGAGGAAGAAAUAUGAAGUCCUGGCCGGCGUGCCGCAGGCCUCCACGGUGGAGUCCUUCGUCAGCGACGUCGUGUCGGGCGGAAAGCAGCUCUCUCGCAAGCUGUCAAAGAUUCCGCAGCUGGUCAAGCGGCAGACGCCUCGGGCGACUGGCCACGACGAACUCUAA